This is a messenger RNA of Xenopus tropicalis (tropical clawed frog), 2802 nucleotides long. The record is from RefSeq and is a predicted model, not a curated record. Lineage: Eukaryota; Metazoa; Chordata; Amphibia; Anura; Pipidae.
ACGCAUACGUGAGCCGUGACGCCAUAGUCUCGCGAGAUUAUAUAGGUAACGGGAGUUGUUUCUGUCAGACAGAGGGGAGGAGUUUGUACUUAUUGUGCGGGACGUUCCCUAGUGCGGCUCCCUGGGAGAAGCCAUGGAAGGAAACAAGAAUGCGAGUGAUAAGAAAGAAAAACUGUCAGAUCAGAUCAUGCAGAACCCCCAGGUCUUAGCUGCCCUGCAGGAACGGCUCGACAGUGUCUCUCAGACUCCAUCUAGUUACAUAGAAACGUUGCCCAAAGCAGUGAAAAGGAGAAUUAAUGCCCUGAAGCAGCUGCAGGCAAAGUGCGCUCAUAUAGAAGCCAAGUUCUACGAGGAGGUGCAUGAACUGGAGAGGAAAUACGCCGCCCUGUAUCAGCCUCUGUUUGACAAGAGAACGCGCAUUGUUACUGGGGAAGUGGAGCCUUCAGACACAGAAUGUGAGUGGCACAGUGAUGCUGAAGAAGAAGAAAAACUAUCAGCAGAUUUGAAAAAAAAAGUGACCUUAUCAGAAAAAGAAGCAUCCGAUGUGGAUAAAUGCAAGGGCAUCCCUGACUUCUGGCUGACCAUCUUUAGGAAUGUAGAUAUGAUAAGUAUUUUGUUACAGGAAUACGAUGAACCAAUAUUAAAGCACUUGCAAGAUGUUAAAGUAAAAUUCUCUGGCCCCAGUCAACACAUGUCGUUUACAUUAGAGUUUCACUUUGGGCCCAAUGAAUACUUUACUAACUCUGUGCUGACGAAGACCUACAAGAUGAAGUCAGAGCCGGACUCGGCAGACCCAUUCUCCUUUGAGGGCCCUGAGAUUGUGGAUUGUGAUGGCUGCACCAUUGACUGGAAGAAGGGAAAGAAUGUGACAGUAAAAACCAUCAAGAAGAAGCAGAAGCACAAGGGCCGCGGGACUGUUCGGACUAUAACCAAACACGUGCCAAACGAUUCUUUCUUCAACUUCUUCAGCCCAGUUAAAAUGUCCGGGGACAGCGAGGAACUGGAUGAAGAUACAGAAAGCUCUCUAGCUGCCGAUUUUGAACUCGGACACUUCUUCCGGGAAAGGGUGGUCCCCCGAGCCGUCCUGUACUUUACAGGAGAAGCUAUUGAAGAUGAAGAUAGUUUUGAAGAGGGCGAGGAAGGAGAAGAAGAGGAGAUGGAAGGUGAAGAAGAGGGAGAAGAGGAAGAUGAGGAGUCUGGCAGUAAUAAGGUGUAAUGUAUAAUUCUAGUGCUUGCCAUGCCUAGCAGUGUAGAAGGAAGCCCCCCAGCCGGCUGAGUGCAAGCAGCAGUGACGCGGGAUGUGUGGGUGCCAUGGAAACAAGGGGUAUCUUUCCUUUGCCUACAGUGCUGCUGUGGUACAUACUGUGCCCUCCCACCCCGACACUCCGCCUUAGUGCCAAGCGGGACGCCAAGCUCUGCAUUAGGAUUGGGCAGUCUCGGCUUCCUGCGCCCAUUUCUGACUGCCGCCAAAUGGAUUUGCUGAGAGUUGUAGUUUUGCAUGAUCUUGCCUGCCUAGGGUCCCCUCUCCCUGGUGCCCCAUACAGGAGCCGGGCAGGCAGGACCCCCUUGCAUGGUGUUGCUAUGGCAGCUUUGGGUGGGUAAGGCUUAACAUGUUUUGUUUUUGCUUCACUUUUAGCUUCAUUUCAAAAAAUGUAAAUGAAGAGCUGUUUAAAGGGCAAGUUAAAUGUAAGCACAGGGGGGCCCCACUCCUGCAUUCAUUUAACAUAUGCCAUUCUUUCUACCCUACAAUUUCCUCUCAGUAUGCCAGGAGGGGUGAUACACACGAGUGGGAACAGCGGCCAUUAAAGGGCAAGUAAGCGCCUGUAUUCUAGCACAAUGGAUAUUUAUUUUCCUAGAUUCUAAUGUAAACCAAUCUAUUGUACUGUCCCUGAACUACCGCCUCUUCUCUCCCUGUACUCUGAAUUGGAAGGAAGGAUAAUGAGCUCUGUAUAAACAACCCCCACCUAACCUGCAUUCUGUGUAAGGCUUUGUGCUAAGGAGCCGCACAUAAUACGGAGAGGAGUUAUAUGGGGAUGAGCAGUAGUGACACAAACUGCACAAAGUAACACAAAGAUAGAUAUUUCCUAAUCAGAACAAUAGAAGGAACAGUUAGUGCAGGGCCGGCCCCACUCAUUGUGCUCAUGGUGCAGAUAGGGCUCCCCGGGCCGGCUGUGCGGAUAGGGCUCCCCGCGCCGGCUGUGCGGAUAGGGCUCCCCGGGCCGGCUGUGCGGAUAGGGCUCCCCGGGCCGGCUGUGCGGAUAGGGCUCCCCGGGCCGGCUGUGCGGAUAGGGCUCCCCGGGCCGGCUGUGCGGAUAGGGCUCCCCGGGCCGGCUGUGCGGAUAGGGCUCCCCGGGCCGGCUGUGCGGAUAGGGCUCCCCGGGCCGGCUGUGCGGAUAGGGCUCCCCGGGCCGGCUGUGCGGAUAGGGCUCCCCGGGCCGGCUGUGCGGAUAGGGCUCCCCGGGCCGGCUGUGCGGAUAGGGCUCCCCGGGCCGGCUGUGCGGAUAGGGCUCCCCGGGCCGGCUGUGCGGAUAGGGCUCCCCGGGCCGGCUGUGCGGAUAGGGCUCCCCGGGCCGCUGGUAUGGAACCCCUAAAUCCUCAAUAUUUGUUGUGUGACACAAAUAAAAUAACAGAACAUGUUUCUGAAUCUGACCCGUAUGUGGGCAGAAUCCCUACGUUAGAGUGUGUAAUAUCCCUACUGGUUCUUUAUAACUCUUAUUUAUUUGUACAAGUGCUGAAAUUCAGGGCUAUUUAUUGUCCCCCACCCCCCCUCGCACUUAGGGUAUUAAUAAAUGGUACAUCUGC